Talaromyces atroroseus is the source of this 948-nucleotide messenger RNA. RefSeq lists its product as hypothetical. Bases 1 to 948 code for a protein of 315 amino acids. NCBI's taxonomy places the organism in Eukaryota, Fungi, Ascomycota, Eurotiomycetes, Eurotiales, Trichocomaceae. The transcript has 3 exons. The record is from RefSeq and is a predicted model, not a curated record.
AUGACGACAGAAAUGGAGCCACGCUUCUCCCUUCCAUCAGAGACACCCUUGUCCAGCAAGAAGGAGCUGGUAAUCGGCGGUGUGCGGAUAUACAUUUACGGGCUGGAAGAGCUGCACCGCGGAGAAAACGAGCGAAUUGCUGUUCUGUAUCUCGCUCACAAUAGGACUCGCACAUAUCUAGUUACUGAGGGUAUUGCUCAUGAAGUCUUACACCGAUACCGAGCAGAUGGGAGACAAAAGACUGCGCAGCUAAUUGCUGUGACGAUGAAUAUGAGGAAUCACGGGGACAGGGAGAUAUCUCCUCGGGCAAACCGUACCUGGAAAGAUGGCAACGAAAAUCAUGGGGUUGACCUGCUUUCCAUGAUCUCAGGAUCUGCUCAGGAUUUCAAGCUGGUGAUGGAUUAUCUUCCAGCCUAUUUACCUGAGUAUGCCCAGUUGUAUAAUAUCAUGGCCGGGGUUUCUCUGGGAGGUCAUACCGCCUGGCGCAUGGCUGCGCUUGCUCCGGGACAGUUUCAUGCCUUUGCGAUGAUAGUUGGUUCACCAAACUUGAGGUCAUUGCUUCUCAGUCGGCUAGGACUCAACUCGACGACGGACCAUAGCCAACUGGACUAUGAUGGCAUGAGCUAUGAGGAUUUACACGGAAUAAUGAGACCACGCCAACAGCGAAUGUGGCCAAGAACUCUGGACAAGAUUAUUGGUGAAGGAGACAGGAAAGCGUUUGAAGAAUUUCCCACUGGUGUGCCUUUACUCUUGUGCAAUGGGAAAUAUGAUAAACUAGUGCCGGCGAAGUACACAGCAUCGUGGGUCGAAAAGAGGAAACAGUCGAAUAAUAUCGAAUUUUUCGUGCAAGACAAUACUGGCCACAGUUGCACAAAGGAAAUGGUGAGCAUGCUAGCACGGUGGCUAAGCGAUAUGUUUCAAGUUCAGAGUGGCAUGGCACACAUUUAG